Molecule: messenger RNA, 2194 nt
Organism: Chara braunii
Lineage: Eukaryota; Viridiplantae; Streptophyta; Charophyceae; Charales; Characeae
Source: the annotation of a GenBank genome assembly
GGUAGCCGGAGGUUCGAGAGGUAGGGGAAGGUUCGGGAGGUAGGGGGACAGGCAGAGGUAGGGGGGACAGGCGGAGGAUGACGAAGAGCCGCUGUGAGCCCGUGAAGGAGCACUUCACGGAGGUGGGAGACAGCGGCAGAGCCAACAAGGGUAACAAACAACGGAUCUCCAAUUACUGUGACAAGCCUGUGGCCAAGACAGUGAGCAUGGCAAGGGACCAUUUCUUGAAGGGUUCGCGAUGCGAUGUCGAGCGCUUGCGAGGUGUUGUGCCGAGAGAAAAGUACUCGAGGAGGGUGAAGGGGAGAUUGGCUGCGAGGUCGGAGUUGGGAGUCAUUACGGGAGAGACUGCAGAAGGGAGAGUCGUCGAAGGACGACAACGAGCAGCGGACCGUGGAAGCCGGAGUCUGCGGCGGGGCUCCGUCAUGCGACUCCCCAGUCGCGCCUCGGCAUACUAUGGCAUUUUGAAGAGGGCAAUAGAGGAGAUAGGUGUGGAGGCAGUGGUGGGGGUCGUUAUGGACAAUGCUGCCGUUUGUGCAGCUGCGGGGCGAAUGGUGGAAGCAGAUUACCCGCACAUCUUCUCGGUCCCAUGCACAGUGCACUCGCUCGACCUCAUUUUCGAGUCUUUCGCGAAAAUCACGUGGGUGGGCAAAGUUAUUAAAAGGGCGUCAGAGGUAGCAAAGUUUUUCACGAACCUUUCGCGGGUGCGGGAUCUCCUCAUCCACUACUCCAAUGGCGGUGUCAUGGCAAAACCGGGUGCGACCCGAUUUGCCAUGAACUUCAUCAUGUUGUCGAGCCUGCAGGGGUUAUACUUGCCACUGCGAGCGUGUGUGACAGACGAUGACUGGAAGCCAUCGAUUGUGCACACUUCGCAACACGAACUGUUUGUGAGGGUGACACAUUCCAUCUUCAACAACACCUUCUGGGCAGAUAUCGAGAAGGUGAUGCAAACGUCCAAGCACCUCCUCAAGCUUCUGAAGUUGGUCGACGGCACGGGUCCCACCAUCAAUAAGGUCUAUGCCCGUAUGGACAGCGCAGUGGAGAAACUGAGGGAGAGCACACACUUCACAAAAGCGGAAAUGGAUGAGCUAGAGGUUAUCAUCAUGCGGCGCUGGAAUACAAUGACUUCACCACUGCAUUGUGCUGCGCUGUUUUUGGAUCCGGAGUAUAGAGCAUCGCGGCAGGAAACGCACGAGGUCACAGUUCAGCAUCGUCGGCUGCGCAGCGAUUUGUUCGAGCUUGAGAGGGAGCUCAACGAGUCGUGGAGGAAGGCCACGAAGGCUUCCAAGUUUUUGGCCCGACAACAUUUGCAUGACUUGGAUCAGGCUACCAGGACCAUGACCCUUGGGCAUGCCAACAAGUACAAAGCUGCGCGGGCUGCUGCAUGUGCACCACCCUCCAUACCAGCCAAACGAGGGAGAGGGAGACCUCGAAAGGACGCUGCGGAGACAGGUGAUGAGGAAGUUGAGGAUGUGGAAGGUGGGCAUUUGGAAAGGGGUCCUGCACCUGCACGGGAGACAAGAAAGUGGGGACGGCCGCGGAAGGCGGCCGUGGAAGAGGAGGCUGGAACUAGAAGGGGGACAUGGAAGCGGGAACGUUUGCAGAUGCAGCCCGUCGAAGAGGAGGAGGAAGCAGUGCUUGAAAAGACGAGCAGCGCUGGCAAACAUGGCAGCAACGACGGAAGCAGCAGCAGAGACGAAAGCGGGGCUGAGCAUGAUGAAAAUGACGGAAGUGGCCGCAGCGGAGGUGCGUGUGAUGGCAGCGGCAGCAGCGAUGAAAGUGAAGGUGGUCGUGGCAGCAGCGAUGGCAGCGAGAAACAUGGGAGGUCGUCGGAGGAAGAGGACGACUCCGAAUGCGAAGGCCGGAAGGAAGAUGGGAGUUCGUCGGAGGCAAAGGACGGCUCCGAAUUACAGCACAGUCAAACAUCGCGCUGAAGAGAGAGAGAGAGAGAGAGAGAGAGAGAGAGAGAGAGAGAGAGAGAGAGAGAGAGAGAGAGAGAGAGAGAGAGAGAGAGAGACCAUUUUCGGAUGUGUUUGUUGGACUUUUUUCUGUUGAAAAUUGACAUUUUUUGCUGGAAUUCGUUCAACAGCUGAACUCUUUCAAGUUUUGCAUUCAGAAAGUUCAAACUGCAUUUGCUGGUUGUGCCUGUUGAAUGUGUUUGUUGAGUGUGUUUGUUUAAUGAAAUGUAGACAGUCUG